AUGCGAGGCACUGUCAGUUUCGUGCAGCAAUGCUUUCCAGGAAAGCCAGAGUUCACCGAGAAAGAUGUUCCAGAUUUAAAGGGCAAGGUUGCUAUCGUCACUGGUUCAAACACCGGCCUCGGCAAGGAGAUCACCCAGAUGCUCUACUCUAAGAAUGCUAAAGUGUAUAUGAUGACACGCUCGGAGGAGAAGACCAAGCAGGCUAUCGACGCUAUCAGGGCUGCCGUUCCCCAGUCAGAAGGGGACUUGAUCUUUAUUCACCUUGACCUAGCAGACCUCGAGAGCGUGAAGACGGCCGCAGAUGAAUUCAACCGCAGAGAGCAGAAACUCCACCUCCUCGUUAACAACGCUGGAGUUGGAUUCCCAGAGCGCGGCAGCAAGACAAAACAAGGCCAUGAGCUCCAACUCGGGGUAAACUGCAUCGGGUCCUUCGCACUUACAACGCACCUUACACCAAUCCUAGUUUCUACGGCCAAGGUAUCGCCCCCUAACGCCGUUCGCAUAAUCUGGGUUUCUUCAUCGGCUGCUGAGGCUGUGGAGCCGAAGACGUUCAUGGAUAACCUGUCAGAAAUUGAGAAGAAAACGCCCUUAGAUCAGUACGCCAUGAGCAAGUUCGGAAAUUACCUCCACGCGACGGAAUUCGCAUCUCGCCUCAAGUCAGACGGUGUCCUUUCUGUCUCGCUAAACCCAGGGAGCUUAGACUCAGACUUCUGGCGCAGCCAGGGAGCAAUGAUGACAUGUAUUCUUCAAAAGACCGUGCUGCAUCCACCCGUCUUUGGAGCUUACACGGUUAUCUUUGCCGCCUUUUCGCGCAAAAUCACACUUGAUAACUCGAGUCGUUUCGUUGCCCCAUGGGGGAAGUUCUGGAAACUCCCUGAGGACAUGCUUGCAGCAGCUAAGUCCGAGUCUGAGGGGGGUACUGGAACCGCGAGACAGUUUUGGGAUUGGACAGAGGCCCAGGUCAAGCCAUAUGCUUGA
This is a messenger RNA of Arthroderma uncinatum, 978 nucleotides long. Its product is annotated as short-chain dehydrogenase. The record is from RefSeq and is a predicted model, not a curated record. Lineage: Eukaryota; Fungi; Ascomycota; Eurotiomycetes; Onygenales; Arthrodermataceae. The transcript has 3 exons. The coding region runs from base 1 to 978 and encodes 325 amino acids.